CAACAAGAGACACAGAUGACACAGUGUAACACAAUGAAUCAUUACAUCCUAGUUGUUCACCAAUGUUAAACAAAGAUGAGAUGAUCACUGUGCACUUUCGCUUGUUGGAAAGCUUCCAAUAUAUUUAGGAUUGGUUUGCAACAGCACUUGGCGGGGAGAAUGGCUAGAACGGUAGCGGAGAUGAUAGGAGAUAUGGAUACAGUGAGACACGCGCUGAUAAAGCGCAGAUGUCAUGCGGUCGCGUUUCGUGUGUCGCCGAUCUCCGUGUGUUUGGAAGUGCUAACUAACGGAAGGGGUUGCCAACGGCAUUGUCUCCUUUGUGAAGCUUGGUGAAGCUAAAACAAGUAAUAAAAUAGUCAUGGAGAAUUACACAUCGGACUCCAGCGACUCGGAUUCUACCUUAAGAACGUUGGAUCUGUCCUAUUUGGCACUGGACAACGAAGUAUUAGAUAAGCAAUUCCUCAAUACCAAAAGUCCAGAACAAGUGGAUACCUUAUUGUUGAGUCAGAAUCUUCUCACAACUGUACCUGCCAGUAUCAGUAGAUUUAUCAAUCUGAAUUUCCUCGAUGUCUCGAACUGUGGCCUCACCAGCUUAUCAGAUUUUUGGACGGAUUGUCCUUUGACCUGUUUGAUUGCGAAACAUAAUAAUCUGACCAAUGAUGGAUUGGCGAAAGAUUUUGAAAAUCUCGUUAAUUUAAGAGAACUCAAUCUAAGUGGUAAUAGACUCACGGAAUUUCCUAAUCAGAUUUUUGAUCUACCUGGAUUAAAAUAUCUUUAUUUGGGUGGCAAUCGUAUCAGCGAAAUUACCAAGGACAUCUGGAAGUUGCAAAGAUUGCGAGUUUUGUCGAUGGGAAACAACAGAUUGACAGAGGUACCGUCCACCCUUGGUCAACUGAAGACCCUACAGGCCCUUGUACUUUGUGACAACAUGCUAGAGAGUCUACCAAGCUCGAUAGCCAAUUUAACGAACUUGAAGACUCUGUCGCUUCACAAAAACAGACUACGGACAUUGCCUACUGAGAUAAUAACGUUAAAAUGUCUCACAGAGUUGUCUUUACGAGAUAAUCCGUUGGUGGUGAGAUUCGUAUCUGAUAUGACACAUAAUCCACCAUCGUUGUUGGAGCUAGCAGCGCGCAUCAUCAAGUCCAGUGAUAUUCGCUACGAUAAUGAAAGUAUACCGCACAACUUAGUACAGUACCUCAAUAGUGCCCACAGUUGUGUCAAUCCUAAAUGCAAAGGUGUUUUCUUUAAUAAUCGCGUGGAGCACAUUAAAUUCGUCGAUUUCUGCGGCAAAUAUCGCUUACCACUGUUGCAAUACUUAUGUAGCAGCAAGUGCAUCGAGCCACGUGACAACAAGGAACCCGUCAGCGGUGCCAUGAUUAGAAAAGUUCUUCUUGGCUAGUGAGAUUUUAAAAAUAUAUUUCUGUAAUAGGAGAUACUGAAGAUCUUGAAAAUUAUUUCACUACAAUUGUUUCCACUUCAGGAGAGAUAUUUUCCAUUUUCUAUAAGAAUUUGCUCUUGAUCAAUGCUACAAAGUUUAAAAAUAUAUAUGUUUAUAUGGAAAUAAUUAUAUAUGAGAAUA
This is a messenger RNA of Mycetomoellerius zeteki, 1582 nucleotides long. Its product is annotated as leucine-rich repeat-containing protein 58. Gene Ontology annotation, cellular component: cytoplasm. The record is from RefSeq and is a predicted model, not a curated record. The coding region runs from base 359 to 1402 and encodes 347 amino acids. Gene Ontology annotation, molecular function: protein binding. NCBI's taxonomy places the organism in Eukaryota, Metazoa, Arthropoda, Insecta, Hymenoptera, Formicidae. The transcript is spliced from 6 exons.